UCUGAAGUUAAACGCUUUUUGAGUCGAGAACGAUACACGAGUGCUUUCACUAAAAAUGAAUUUAGUCGCAAAGGACUAUUGACUCAAUCGUGCGGUGAACCAUAUCGUGAAAUAAUUUUAUUUUGCCACACACAGGAAUAUACACGUGAAUCAUUCGUUUCUUUUUCGACACGAGCAGAGGCAUAUUUAACGCCGAGCGUCAAUCGACGAACCUUCGACUCGGAACUAACUUCAGACGUGAAACGUACGUGACGUCAAUGGUAUAAAAACAGUGAAGUGUCUGCAGUGUGAGUUAUCAGACGGUGUUUUCGUCCUCGCUGCUGCAAACGCGAGUAUAAAAUCAUCGUUCGGGAAGUCGUCAUUCGAGAGUCUUAUUUGCGAAGAAUUGUUAUUGCACCACGUGAAUUAUUUCUCGCUUACGGGCUUAAUUCUAAUACCGUGGUCGCGACAAACAAUGCGCCUGGUAGUGCUUUUAAACGCAACAAUCGUUCUCUCGCUGUUUGUGCAAGUCGCAAGAUCCUGGCAGUCGCAGACCAAACAGAGAUCGCCUGUUAUUUUCAUUCCAGGUGAUGGCGGCAGCCAAGUUGAGGCAAAGAUUAACAAACCUUCAGUGGUACAUUAUAUCUGUGAAAAAAUAUCCUCCGAUUAUUUUAGCCUCUGGUUGAACAUGGAACUACUUGUACCUGUUGUGAUAGAUUGUUUUAUUGAUAAUUUAAAGUUAAAUUAUGAUAAUGUAACAAGAACUACCAGUAAUCAGCCUGGAGUGGACAUAAAGAUAUCAGGAUGGGGUGAUCCUUUUGUAGUUGAAUAUAUAGAUCCAAGUAAAGCUUCACCAGGUUCAUACUUCAAAUAUAUCGGAAAUAUGUUGGUAAAUGAAUUAGGAUAUGUCAGAAAUCUGUCACUACGUGGCGCACCUUAUGAUUUUAGAAAAGGACCUAGUGAAAAUGAGAAAUUUUUUGCUAAUCUGAAAACUCUAGUCGAAGAAACAUACAUAAUGAAUAAUAAUGUACCAAUAACACUAGUGGCCCAUAGUAUGGGUGGACCUAUGACUCUCAUAAUGUUGCAACGUCAAAGUCAGAAAUGGAAAGAUAAAUAUAUCAAUAGCUUUAUCACUCUUAGUGCAGUAUGGGCAGGAUCCAUUAAAGCUAUCAAAGUCUUUGCCAUUGGAGACAAUUUAGGUGCAUACUUUCUGAGUGAAAGCAUAUUAAAGAAUGAACAGAUAACAAGUCCAAGUUUAGGGUGGUUGUUACCCUCAAAAUUAUUUUGGAAAGAUACUGAGAUUCUGGUGCAAUCGGAAUAUAAAAAUUACACUCUGAAUAAUUUACAGCAAUAUUUCAUAGACAUAGGUGUACCUAAUGCUUGGGAAUUCAGGAAAGAUAACGAAAAGUAUCAAUUGGACUUUACAGCACCAGGUGUCGAAGUACAUUGUUUAUAUGGCAGUAAAGUGGAUACUGUGGAAAAAUUGUACUAUAAACCAGGUGUAGCAGUAGAUGGCUAUCCACAGUUAAUUUUUGGAGAUGGAGACGGAACUGUAAAUAUAAGGAGUUUAGAAGCAUGUACACAAUGGCAGAAAACACAAAAACAAAAAAUUUAUACUAAAGGUUUUCCUAAAGUAGAUCAUAUUAAUAUCUUAAGGGAUCAUGAUAUCUUGACAUAUAUCAAGACAGUUUUAAAAGUUUGACAUAGUUUUUAAUGAAUUGUUUUUUUAUAGUAAAAUACAAAAUGACUAUUAUGUAUUUUAGAUAAUGUUAUAAGUUACUCUAUAAUUCAUUUUGCAGUUUUGGGAUGAAUUAACAUGAACAAAACAAAAGUAAUACAUUAUAAAAAAAUAAAAAUCGAGUAUAUCAAUUUGAGGUAUAUAGAUAUAUAGAUUUACUUAAUUGAAAGAAUAAUUUCAUGUAAAUUCCAAUAGCUCGAUUGAGAAAUAUACUUAUUGUAAUUAAAAAUAUAUUUUUAUUAACUAUAUUGUUCAUUAAAAUAUAUCACAUCACACAAUACAUACACCGGCGAAUAUCAAUCGGAUUAUAAAGUGGUGCAGUUGCAAAAAAAUUUUAUAAAUGUAAAUAUUAUUGAC
This is a messenger RNA of Harpegnathos saltator (Jerdon's jumping ant), 2074 nucleotides long. RefSeq names its product group XV phospholipase A2. The transcript is spliced from 7 exons. The record is from RefSeq and is a predicted model, not a curated record. Lineage: Eukaryota; Metazoa; Arthropoda; Insecta; Hymenoptera; Formicidae. Bases 455 to 1681 code for a protein of 408 amino acids. Gene Ontology annotation, biological process: lipid metabolic process.